Messenger RNA from Salvelinus namaycush (lake trout), 2630 nucleotides. RefSeq names its product multiple C2 domains, transmembrane 1a (gene mctp1a). NCBI's taxonomy places the organism in Eukaryota, Metazoa, Chordata, Actinopteri, Salmoniformes, Salmonidae. The record is from RefSeq and is a predicted model, not a curated record. The transcript has 21 exons. Gene Ontology annotation, molecular function: calcium ion binding. Gene Ontology annotation, biological process: regulation of neurotransmitter secretion. Gene Ontology annotation, cellular component: synaptic vesicle membrane. Bases 1 to 2148 code for a protein of 715 amino acids.
AUGACCCUAGGCAUCAACAUCGUGGAGCCAAGUAAUGCUGAGACCGCCCUUGUUACCAACCCAGGGAUGUACCAGCUGGACAUCAUACUGAAGAAAGGACACAACCUCGCCAUCAGGGACAGAGGAGGGACAAGUGAUCCGUAUGUGAAGUUUAAGAUCGGUGGGAAGGAGGUGUUCAGGAGCAAGACUAUCAAUAAGAACCUGAACCCAGUGUGGGACGAGAAAGUCAGCCUACUGGUGGACAGCCUCCAAGAACCCCUCUAUGUCAAGGUGUUUGACUAUGACUUUGGCCUUCAGGAUGACUUCAUGGGUUCUGCCUACCUCUACCUGGAGUCUCUGGAACACCAGAGGAACCUGGACGUGACCCUUGACCUUGUGGACCCCCAGUACCCCGACCAUGACCUGGGAACUCUAGACCUGGCAGUCACACUGUCGCCCAAAGAGGGAGACUUCAGGGAAGCUACCAUGCUUUUGAGAAGGAGCUGGAAACGAUCCAAUAAGCUGCAUUCAAGUAUGCGGUUGUCAGAUGUCCACAGGAAAGCUCAGCUGUGGAGAGGUAUAGUGAGCAUCAGUCUGAUUGAGGCUUGCGACCUCCAGCCUAUGGACGCCAACGGCUUCAGUGACCCCUACGUCAAAUUCAGACUGGGCCAUCAGAAAUACAAGAGCAAGACGAUACCCAAGACUUUGAACCCCCAGUGGAGAGAGCAGUUUGACUUCCAUCUGUAUGAGGAGCAGGGGGGCUUCAUCGACAUCACCGUCUGGGACAAAGACGCAGGCAAGAAGGACGACUUCAUGGGCAGGUGUUUGAUUGACCUGUCGCCGCUGAGUAAAGAGCACACUCAUAAGUUGGACGUACCGCUGGAGGAGGGCGAGGGCAUGCUGGUGCUGCUGGUCACACUCACGGGGGCUGCAGCAGUGUCCAUCUCGGACCUGUCGGUCAAUAUUCUGGAUGACCCACACGAGAGACACCAGAUACUACAGAGAUAUAGUGUGCUGAGGUCGUUCCACAACCUGAAGGAUGUGGGUAUGGUCCAGGUGAAGGUCAUCAGAGCAGAGAGGCUGAUGGCGGCAGACGUCACAGGCAAGAGUGACCCCUUCUGUGUGGUGGAGUUGAGUAAUGAUCGGCUACAGACACACACCGUCUACAAGAACCUCAACCCCGAGUGGAACAAGGUCUUCACCUUUAACGUGAAGGACAUCCACUCAGUGUUGGAGGUGACGGUGUACGACGAGGACCGAGACAGGAGUGCAGACUUCCUGGGGAAAGUGGCCAUCCCUUUACUAAACAUUCAAAAUGGUGAACGGAAAGCCUACGCCUUGAAAAGCAAGGAGCUGACAGGGCCAACAAAAGGGGUCAUCUUUCUCGAAAUAGACGUGAUUUUUAAUGCUGUGAAGGCCGGUCUCAGGACGUUAAUACCCAUCGAGCAGAAAUACAUUGAGGAUGAACCCAGAGUGUCCAAACAGUUGCUUCUGCAGAACUUCAACCGAGUGAGACGGUGCGUCCUGCUCCUCAUCAACGCCGGCUGCUACAUCAACAGCUGCUUCGAAUGGCACUCGCCUCAGAGGAGCAUCUGCGCCUUCCUGCUCUUUGUUCUCGUGGUGUGGAACUUUGAACUCUACAUGAUUCCUCUGGCUCUGCUGCUGCCGCUGGCCUGGAACUAUAUCCUUGUCGCUUCGGGGAAGGACACCAGGCAAGACGUGCAAGCGAUGGAGGACUUGCUGGAGGACGAGGAUGAGGACUAUGACAAAGAUGACAAGGACCCGGAGAGAAAGGGCUUCAUCAACAAGCUGUAUGCCAUCCAGGAUGUGUGCAUCAGUGUGCAGAAUGCGUUGGAUGAAGUAGCCUCCUACGGCGAGAGGAUAAAGAACACCUUUAACUGGACAGUGCCGUUCCUAAGCUGGCUGGCCAUUGUUGCACUGUGUGUGGCCACUGUGCUCAUCUACUAUAUCCCCCUACGCUACAUUGUCCUGGCCUGGGGGGUGAAUAAAUUCACCAAGAAGCUCCGUGACCCGUACAACAUUGACAACAACGAGCUCCUGGACUUCCUGUCCAGAGUCCCCUCGGAUAUACAAGUGGUGCAGUACCGAGAGCUGAAACUGGAUCUCAGUCAUAGUCCAAAUAAGAGGAAGAAAAACAACCCGGGGUAGCUGGCUUUGUCCGCCCACUGAAUCUUCCCUCCCUCAACGGCCCGACACCAAGGAGCAGAGGAAGGCUGGUCUGGACCUCCUCGACUCACUCUCUCUCUCUCUCCACUUUUUUCCUCUUUUUCCUCUUUCUCCCUCUUCUACUGACUUUAAAUAUACAUGUACAGGCUCCCGAAGUGUAAUUAUCAUUGUAGAAAGAGACAGCAAGAGAAAAAUCGAUAAAUUCCGAGUUUAGAGAUGAGCGUGGAUGAAAGUGAACCGGAUCAUUCCGGACCCAGGUGUCUACAGCAUUGUACCAGUCUGACAGAUGUACAAGUCAUGCUCGACUGUGUGACAGUUAUGAGUUCAUCCGAAGAGGUUUCAGACAUUUUUUACAUAAUUCCCCGUAAGGAACAUAUCAUUUAACCCUAUCAGAGUCAGAAAGCCGCUAAACAGGUAGAAUGGCUGGUCUACUUUUCAAAAUCUGAACUCCCAAUGACCUCUGG